Messenger RNA from Perkinsus marinus ATCC 50983, 157 nucleotides. RefSeq lists its product as hypothetical. The transcript has a single exon. Lineage: Eukaryota; Perkinsozoa; Perkinsida; Perkinsidae. The annotation marks the transcript as partial. The record is from RefSeq and is a predicted model, not a curated record.
GUCCAAGUUGCGCCGAAAUGAAUGCAUCAUCGUGCGCAUCAUGCGUGAUUGCAUCAUCUUGACCAGCACCCCUGAGUCCCACUCACUGGGCCAAAUCACUAUGGCUGAGCCAGACUGGCUCUCCACCAUGGGACAAAAUAAUUCCAAUCAUAUUUAG